GAGUGAGGGGCUUAGAUUGGUCUGUCGGUGAUGUAGCUUCGCAGAUCCCAGCAGCGUGCUUUCAUUGCAUAUUUGUCAUGAGCACGACUGUGUGUGCGUCCAUGUGUGUGAGUGCGCGCAGUGGGGGGUAUACACAGAAAGUUUGAGUAGGAGGCACUGAGCGAGGGAAUUCCAUUUGUAUGGAUCUGUGUGUGUGUGCGUGUGUCUUUGCACGCUCCAAUGCACACUCUUUGUGCAUUUCAUUUUCAAAUAAUGUGAGACAUUGUUUCAGCGUUUCAAUAAUCGCAAUGUGCUUCAACAUUAUGCAAUGUGCUUUGAAUUGCCCUUCAUGUGUCUCAAUCCACUCAUCUCGUAGCAAUCUUGCAUUGACAAGCAUCAGACUAAUGCAAUUGCACUGUCACGCAUGUGCAGCCUCCAAUGCACAUGCGUGCGCUCGCCACGCACAGGUGCACAUUGCACACACGCACACAUUUGCGGUGUGAAGGAGACGCUGUGCUGUUGUCACACAAACUCCUGUUCUCUCUCUCUCUCUCUCUCACUCCACUAUACACUCCGCUUCCCCUUUUAUCUUACCUCAUCGGUGCGUUUUAAGGGUUCAGCAAUCUCCAUCUCCGCCCCGAUUCCACCUGCCAACCGUUUAAUCCUUUUCUCACACUGCUCAUGAAUCUUUUCAGAAUUGAAUGCUUAAACUUUUACCUUGUCCCCUGCCGUGCUGUGCGAGUCUGUCCGUCCGCCGGACAGGUAUUUCGUUUGGGCCGACAGCAGCUUGGCUUCGUGGGUGACGCUGUGUGAUGCACUCAGGGGACAGUAGUUUGGACAGCGACUUUGUCCAGCAGAGAGUUGUCCCCCGGGGGGGCGGAGGGAGCGGGCUGCGCUACAUGGAGCGUGCUUUUAGGGCUCUGGACGUGUCGAUAACGUCACUUGUUUUGUUUGGCUGGACUUUGGGAUUAUUUCAUCUCUGAGUCCCUUGUAAGAGAGCAUAAAAAACAGCAACUAACUGGCCACGGAAAGAAAACAAUGUUUACUUUUCUUUCACAGAUACCCAAACAAACUCCUCACAUUUGUUCACAGUUGGCUCAGUUUGCUUAUCACGAUCCUUUGGCCUAGAUACAGAUUUCAUAUAAGGAUUGUGGCUAAAAGAGGACAGAUGGAACAAAUCAUUCCUUGCAGCGUAUUGUAGAAGUUUUAAGUAAUCCAGGGAGCAUUUACGGAGACUGGAACAAGAAGGGCGGCCGCACGUCACUUUAAGUGAUGAGCUCCGCAGUGGCUUUGCAAGAUGACAUUUGUGUUUCCUUCUUAUGUGCGUUUGUGUGUGAGGGGAGUUUAUCCCUGACAUAAUUGCAUCCUGUAGUGUUACUUUCUUGAUCACUACAGCAUUGAAAUGACACAAACCUGCCAACAGCAACAGAGAUAGUGUGACCAAUCAGCCCAGAGUGUUAAUGUACUCACAUCCCAAACGUAAAGCUGUGCAUCACAAAAGUUAUUGUGUGUUAAUUAUAUACUGAUAUGUUUCAUACUAUACUACAUUGUGUGCACCAACUUCCCUCAGUCGUUUACGCAGCUUUCAUUAGGAUUUCAUUCCGUGCUUCCUCUGUAUUGCUGCCUACCUCGCUGAAUAUUUCGUCCAAUCAAACAGACACAAAAUAAAUGGUGGGGUGAAAAGGUAAAUGAAUACCUCUUAGCUAAAACAAGUGUUUUUAUGUUCUCUGCAAUAAUGGAUUAUUUCCCAUCCCCUUGGAGCAAUGAAAAAUAAGCUGUCAACACCACACUCACACAUCAUACAUUUUUAUGUUUUCCGAGCAUCAUUCUCACUCAUUUAGACUCGUGUUUUUUUGGGCACCCGGUGAGUCGCAGCUCGGUUUUGGUCUCCAAACAAACUCCUGAAGGGAAAUGUCUGGUGAUUUAGCCUCCAAGUCCCCCCCGCCUCCCCCGAGUCGACCAGCUAGACGCUUCGUCUUGGUAUUUGAGAGAUUGGUAUGCACGUGGUGAUAACUUUACUUUUACAAAAGGAAAACCAAAACCCCAGAGCCUCGCAGGCUCUGUGUGUAGGUGAGGGUUGUUUAUCGCCGCAGCUCGUGCCCGGUGAAAUACGGCUGCUCGUGACGGAUUGACUGUAACGGGCAAAGCUGAAUGGCAGCGCACUCAUCAACAAACAAUCCAGCAUGAACAUGCUGCUGCUACAGUUCCACACAAGUCUCUGACAGGAAUAACAAUGAUUGUGUUCACUGUGUUGCCCCGGGUUUAUAAUGAAUUAAAAAUCGUAAUUUAAUUUGUGUUUGUUUGUGUAAUUUAAUUUGCUGUUCAGCUUGAUCAAACUUAAGAUUGCAUCAGUCAGAGGCAGCUGCAUCAGUAGCGCCGUUUUAGCGAUGGAGGAAUUUAUUUUCUCGUGCAGAUCCCGGGCCGGAGAUUAUUACACCGCUUGCGUGUUGCUUUACUUUGCUUACUUGCUGAUUUUUAGAUCAAUUUCUGUUGAACGUAUGCCGUGGUCGUCUCCUACUUCAGCUCUGGUUGCAUUUAGAUCCGUUUACAUACAAAUCGUUGUGUCCUCUAUGGCGCAUCUGCAUAAACUAAACAUCGCCCGGUUUUGUGCAGCACACAAUGCUUACCAGACCAAAUGUUUGUGCACAGGCAACCUUCUUCCUGGGUGUGGAUUUCUUUAGACAGGGAUGCAAACAACACACAUGCUCCUGCACCGUGUGUCCUGUGAGCACGACUGCGUGGUAAAUAAGUGCAAGUAUAACUCUUACCCUCUUGCUCUCAGGGCCAAUAACUGAUCAUAUAGCUUUUCUUAGUUCCUCUCCGGUUCCCCCUUAAAUGCCCUGACACGCUGAUGCUCCUGAUUUACCACUUCACUGAACCCUAACCAUGACAUUUCCUCCGCUGCCAGGGGUUGUUCCCUCCUGCUUCCCCCUACCUCCGCCUGUCUGCGUCCCUCCACCUCUUCUCCCUCCUUAUUCAGAUUCCUGCUCCUCUCAGUUUGCUAUAUGUCUCAUAGCAUCUCUAAAUAUAACCAGGCGCGUCUACCUCCUCUCCUUCCUCUUCCUCUCUGUGCCUCCUCUUUCCUCAGUCCUGUAUGACAAAUUUGAGCGUCCGAUCCGACACGCCUUUACGUAACAAUUCAAUCCGCAGCACCUUUUACCAGCACAGUAAGACCCACAGGAAUUCAACGCCAUCUUCGGCCACGAGAGAAUGAGUCACCGAGAGAAGAGCUGCAAAAGGAAAAGAGUCCUAAAAUCAAAAGGGAAGAAAGGAGAGCAAAAUUAUUAUUUUUGAAAUAGAGAGGCCAUUAUGUGGAAGUACGCAGGCCCAUCCCAUACUUUGGUCAUCCAACCUCCUGAGGGCCCAGAGGACAAAGGAAGUAGAGAAGGAGUGUCUGCCAAGAAGACCGGCCAACAUGAUGCAGACAGAAAGGAUGCACAGGCGGCCUUCUCUCCCUCCCUGCUUGUUUUCCGGUAACCUCCCCAACCUCAUCAAGUUCGUCUCACUGGAAAGAGAAAUAAAGAGCAGAAGCGCACACAUUUAGAAGAAAAAUGAGAGUGUGGACAUUUCUCAUAUUUUUAUUUUAAUGAGUAUUUGAUGCUGCAGAUAUUUAUUUUUUUAUAAAAGGGACAAACGCUAACCCAAAUUCAUCACAGUGAUCUUUACUUAAUUUUUAAAAACUGUUGUUUGUUGCAAAGCAAGUCCUCGGAGAAUAGAUUUGAGAUUUGCAGCUGCACACAAACCUAAAAAAAAGAAGAAUCUCAUAUGUUCUGUUCUGUGAUGCAACUAGAACUUCUAUUAUACAAAUCACUCACUGUUCUAAUGAUAUGAAGCAAUGGGGAGAUCUCCUUCCUUGUUGAAGUACUGACACAACUAGGCCUUCACAUCAAACUGCCCGCAGAGCCUGUGGAUGUUGGGGGAGCGAGAGAGGCCGGAGAAAUGGUGAGUAAAGAGCCCAACCACCUGCUCGCAGGCCAAACCAACGGCAAGAGCACCUUGGCGGACAAGUUGCCCGGGACGAUGACCGUGCGCUCCGUGCUGCUCAAUCGGGACUCCCCAGAUAUCGAGAGCCGCCUCAAGCGCCGCCGCAACCGCACCCACCAGGUCCGCUUCAAGGACCUGGAGGACGGCAGCAGCAGCAGUGGCAACAGCGGGACGGGGGAAAACAACAGCCAUCAGAGGCCGGCCGCGGAUUGCGACAGCCCGCAUCCUCUCCGCAAACACGGCAGCAGGUCCCCCAAGCCGUGGGCCGACAGGGAUGGCCCGCGGACUCAGAGCCUACCUGGCUUGACCUCCGUGGUGGGGGCUGUGCGCGGGGACAUGGCGAGUACCAUCGAGGUCGUUGCUGCUUUCUUAGCCAGGGCCCCUCCCCAUCCAUUGACUCCGGGUCCCACGCGCCGGUGCUGGGCGCCGCCACAGGCCAACUCCUUGACCUUGCCAAUGACGCGCAGGCCCAGUACGAGCACCAGCACAGCCAUCCAAACCUCCCCAUGCCUGAAAAAGCCCCAGCCCCUCCCUUCCACCCACACACGCAGCCACAGCCUCGGGGACUCGGUGGGCAUGGAUGGGGAUGACGAACAUGACUCUCCGGAUGAGUACCUUUCGCACAACCAUCUGCCGGUGCCCGGAUCCAAGGACCCCAACGGUCCUCCGGCGCCCGGGGAUCGAGCUGUGGUGGAACGCAGGUCUAAAACCUUCAGGACUGACGUUAAAUCAGCUGUUAGCGUGGUGAAAAACUCUCGGCACAGUUGCCCCCCCUCAGUGCUUCACAACACUGAGCCCUUUCCCUGUUCGUCCGUUCCAUCCUGCCGGGAUGGCCCCAAGCGCCAGGCGAGCAGCACCCCGUCGGCGGUCAGGAGGAGAAAGCGACUGAGCAGGACAGCAAGUGAUCCUGGAAAGGAAGUGCUCUACUGCACCACCCCCACUCAAACUGAAAGGCACAGUCCGUCCCCGCCACCCGCAGACGCCAAACUCUGCACCACUCAAAUUCAAACGGAGAGCUCCUCCCCGUCUGAAAACUCAAAGUACUGCACCGCCCAAAGUCAAACCGAUAGUCAACAUAAAUCUCCACCUUUGAGUGAAAAACAAUGCGCGACUCAAAUCCCAAUCACCGACUCAUGUCCGACGCUAUCUCCAAAUGCUGAAAAGUGCACCACUCACAUGCAAACAGACUCGCCAUGUGAAGCUCCUCCAAAUCAUGAUCCCUGCACCACCCAGACGCGAACGUGUAGCCCGUGUGCUUCCCCGCCUCCGACUACGUCACUGAGCUCCGUGCAAAUACAAUCUGAGAGUCCCGUGUCCCCGUCUGCGAGUAGAGAUCCUCCCGCCACCCACAUAACUACUGUGCCUUACUGUACCUCUCCCCCACCUGCAAGUGCACCGACACAGACCCCUGAACCCUGCGCUACACCACUUUGCCCCUCUCCCGCCAAGCCAGCUUGCGUCUCCCCACCUCCACCCGUACCACCGCCCACUGCUGCGACUCCCGUUGUCCAACACCCGAUCCCAUAUUAUACUGUUGUUUCACCGCCGACCACCCCCAGCACAGUCUGCUCCAGUCCUCCCCCAACUGCACCAUCGUGCCCCAGUCCAAACUGCUCCUCCCCUAUCUCAAGCGUAGUGUCAUCGGCUCCCCUAACCUGCUCCACCCCUACCCCAACCGUAACCCCCAUUAUAAAUCCUGUCGACCCCAUCAGACAUCCAACCACUGCCCCGAGCGUCACACACGAGCAGCCACACGGUGCAUCCAACGCCAAACCAUGUGCAUUUGUAACUCAAACUGCCCUGUCAUGCACCUCCAUAUCAUAUUACUCUACCACACAUUCGGUUAAUCCCCGCGCCCCUCACUCGAACUCCACUCCACCUUCUUACGCCACGCUCAUACAAACUGUGUCUCAUUGCAACAUUCCAUGUCAAGCUCUGCAAAAUACCUCCUCUGCCAACACAGGCGCAGCCCCCUACUCCUCCCCAGUCCCCAAAUUAAAAUCUUGCACUUCUCCGCCACCACUCGUGAAAACAUACGCGUCCACUCUUCCCAACGCACAAACGUGCGCGACACCAACUAAAGCCGUUCCCCUCUAUUCUUCCACAUUUCGCGCUGCCCCGCCUUACACGCCCCCCUCUCAGGCGCCCCAUAACGCUCAGGAUAAGAGGGGGAUUCGACUUCCACCUCCACCCCCGCUGCCCCCACCUUACACGCCGCGCAAAAAAGAAGGCGAUCCGCCGGGUCGUGCGAUCCGAACGCCCAUGCUCAGGGCAGACGGCAAGGCCGGCAAGAGGGACAAAGACGGGGACAAGGGGAAAAAGGAGGACGUAAAAUGUACAGACUCUCCCAAGCUCUGUGAGAGAGCCAGCUCUCUGAAGCACAGAGCUCAAACUCCGCCAGUUGCUGCGAUGAAGGGAGAGAAGCAGUCCUCCUCCUCCUCCUCCUCCUCCCCUGCCAAGGCCUGUUUUAAGUCCAGCUGUCUCAGCUCAGCCCAGGCUCAGCUUGGGGCUCUACACAAAAUGCUCUGCUCAGGACCCAACGCCAGGCCCGGCACCCCCAACAGCCAACACCCUCCAAACCAGCCGAGUGGCUCGGGAGCCAGGGGCUGCUCCGCCUCCGGGGAGCGGCCUGCCGCUGGGCCCCUGACUGCCACCCAGGCGGACACACUGAGACAGGUCCAGGAAAUUCUGGGAGGGUUGGUGUCAGGCGCCAGGUGUAAACUGGAUCCAGCCAAGGUGACAGAAAAGCUCCUGGGUCCCAACGGACCCCUGCACGAUAUCCGUAACUUGCAGACUCAGCUCCAGAGCCUGGAGGGGGUCCUGGAGACCAGCCAGAACACCAUCAAGGUCCUCCUGGAUGUCAUUCAAGACCUUGAGAAGAAGGAGGCAGAAAGAGACGGCUCUGUUUUUGGUCUCAACCAACUCUUGAGAAGACAUUCAUACAGGACCGGACAGGACAUUGAGAACUGCGGGACCUGCAGGGACUGCGCCUGCAUCAUCUAUAGCGUGGAGCACGACUUUCGUCUGCAGGAGGGGCAGGUGGUCCGCACGUGGAAGGUGGGAGACCCUCCCGAGGGCUCGCCACAGACGCCAACCCCCCAGCCCUCCACACCCCACCAACAAGACUCCCCUCAGCCGGUGCGGCCGCCUGCCGCCGCCGCCGCCGCCAGGAAGAACAGGAAGAAAUGCUUCUGGUUCCUCUGAGUGCAGGCAGACUGGAGAGAAGGACGUUUUUUUCCAUAAACUAACCCGGAAAACGACAAACUAUGAAGACAUGGAAUGAGCCGGAGAAUUGAAAUAGAUGAAAUGCCAACGUGAAACUGUGGGAGGAGAACUGGGUACAGAGGUUGUGGCUGUGCGGCUGUGCAGGAGUCGAUGAGAAGGGUUUGACUGGGGCGCACAUGUUGUUUCUGCCCUUGAAAUGCCUCUUCAGCACUUACAGGUUUAGUACCGGUGCAGGUGGAGUUCAGUCCACAAUAUGACUCACAGAAGCAUUUAGGAGACCUAAAGAGAAUAUAUAGUGUGUGGAACGGGGUAAGGGUCACCGUACAAGAGGCAAUACAGCAGAAAGGAUAUUAAUAACACAUAAAAUGAAUAAAGUUUAUAGACAAAGAGAGAAAAAUACAGAGGAUUCAUCUUCAUUAAUGGACUAAUGAGGGUCAGAACACCAGCUUUUAUAUCCAGAUACAUUUAAAAAGAAUUAUUAUUAUGACCUGUAUUUAACACUUUUAUUAUACUGUAAUUGACAACACACUACACAAUCCACAUGUACAUACAGCACACACACAAGUGCAUAGAUAAACAAAAGAAGUGACAUAUUUACAUAAAAGGCGUGUGUAAACGGAGACAUCGAGUGAGUUGAGCUACUCUGCUGGGAUGCUAUAUUUCAGAUAUGGAUUACAGCUCUAUAAAAGUAUUUUACCACA
Molecule: messenger RNA, 7889 nt
Organism: Gasterosteus aculeatus aculeatus (three-spined stickleback)
Lineage: Eukaryota; Metazoa; Chordata; Actinopteri; Perciformes; Gasterosteidae
Source: RefSeq, a predicted model, not a curated record